Messenger RNA from Electrophorus electricus (electric eel), 2075 nucleotides. RefSeq names its product WD repeat domain 38 (gene wdr38). Gene Ontology annotation, biological process: protein polyubiquitination. Gene Ontology annotation, molecular function: protein binding. The record is from RefSeq and is a predicted model, not a curated record. Lineage: Eukaryota; Metazoa; Chordata; Actinopteri; Gymnotiformes; Gymnotidae.
GUAGACUAAGGUUUUAGGCUACAUUACAAUCUCCUUUCUAAACAAACCAGAAUCGAGCACAAGACCAAAGACCCUAUAAAAUAGGUACACACACAGACACACCCAAAGUUACAUUUACAAAGCUUUAAAAGCCCUUCGGGUUAAUCAAAACCUGUAGUCGAGUUUGUUAACGACUGACAACGCGCAUAAAUCCUCCAGUGCAUAAUACACACCCCCUCCACCCCCCAUCUCGGGAAGCCGUAACUCUGGAUACGACAAAACACAAACAUUUCCACCGACAGCUAAAAUGUAGGCUAAUGUCUUUCACCAGAAAACAUGGAAUUUGGGCUGUGAAUUUACUAACAACUUACAACACACGACUUACUUCUCUAACGUGUCGCGCGGAAAAGUCAUGCCACGACAUCCUUCUGAAGAUUUCUGUGUCGCGGGUGUCAGGUAUUUUUCUCCACACAAGGGGGAGGUGAACUGCUGCGCGUUCUCUCCCGCCUGUGACAUCAUCCUCACGUGCUCGGACGACGGCAGCCUUUACCUGUGGGAAGCGUCUAGCGCGGACCUGCUGGCCAAAGCGCGCGGGCACACGGGUCCGGUGAGAUGCUGCGUUUUCUCGAAGGACGGCGGUUUCUUCGCGAGCGCCUCUCAUGACUGCUCCGUGCGAGUCUGGCGCACUCCGAGCCGCGAGUGCGUGCACGUGUUGACGGGUCUGUUUCUCCUCUCACGUGCUCCCUGCGUGCGUGCUGGCUUUAGUAUUCAUUAUUCAUGCGCUCAAGGCCACAGGCGGAGUGUUGAGACGGUGAGCUUCAGUGCUGACGGCAGGAGGCUCGCGUCAGGGGGUUGGGACAACAAGGUGUUCCUCUGGGACGCACAGAGCGGAGAGAAGGAGCGAGAGUUGCUGGCUCACAGUGCUGCUGUUCAGAGCAGUGCAUUCUCCACAGACUCGCAGUGUCUGGCCACAGGCUCUUGGGAUCGCUCAGUGAGGGUGUGGGGUCUCCAUGGUGAUGAGGAAGUUGUGACUUUGGAGGGUCACCGGGGAAACGUGGCCUGCCUGUGCUUCUCCACAGUGGGGCUGCUAGCAUCUGGCUCAUGGGAUGGAACCGUACGCGUGUGGUCGGUGAAGAGCCGCACGUGUGUGUUUGUGCUAGAGGGCAGCGAGCGAGUGUGGGUCAGGUGUGUGGCUUUCUCAACAGAUGGCCUAGUGUUAGCGUCCACCGCUGAGGGAGACACGGUAAAUAUCUGGGAUAUGGUGGAUGGCCGGUGUCUUAAGCAUCUGCAGGGUCAUAAGGACUCUGCCUACGGGUGUGCCUUCAGUCCCAGCGGUGCCCUGCUCACCAGCGGCUCUGAGCAGCUGGACCUGGGAGAUGAAGCAGACCUAUGCAACCAACAGCUGGAGGACGAGGCACAAGAGCACCCCCCCAGAAGACAGAAACAAGUACGAUGGGUCAAGAGAGAUCAUUCACGGACCUUUCAGGCACAGCCAUGAAGUUCCCCAUAAAAUGUUACUAGGAGCUUUUUCACCUUAUUGUUCUGCUCUUACCUUCUGGCAACCAAGGGCAAAGGUUGAUGGAGAUUCACUAAACCUUGACUCAUUUACAUUUACAGGGCAGCUUGAUUUACUUCACCCCUCCAAUCCUAUGAAGGCCCAUGACCCAAGAAAUGUAGUUUAAAAAAACAAACCCAUUGAGCCAAGCAUCUUAAGUGACUAGAUAAAAUACUGGACUACAAUAAAAAGUACAAUUCCUUAUGCUUGGGUUAUAGGUUGAAGUUGAAUAAAGUACCAAAAAUUACAAAACACUUGGAAAAGUAUUUAUACUUAAAAGUACACUGCCACACAAUGUUGUUGUUUGCCACACAGCUCAAAGUUAACAGCACAAAGUAAAACCUUUUCCAGCAGUCCAGACAGUCCACGUCUCCAGACACAGACUUGCUCAUUAAUGGGGCCAUCUCUCACACACACAAAACACACGGCCUCACAUCCAGGGUGGGGUGUUUGUUUUUAUUUGAGUGGAAAACAGAAACAGCAGUACAGCCUCAGGCCUUGACGGCGAAUUUGCGGUUGGAGUACAGACGUGACUUCCUCU